Messenger RNA from Plasmopara halstedii, 1038 nucleotides. Its product is annotated as actin-binding homolog 2. Gene Ontology annotation, biological process: barbed-end actin filament capping; actin filament depolymerization. Gene Ontology annotation, cellular component: actin filament; cytoplasm. The coding region runs from base 1 to 1038 and encodes 345 amino acids. Lineage: Eukaryota; Oomycota; Peronosporomycetes; Peronosporales; Peronosporaceae. The record is from RefSeq and is a predicted model, not a curated record. The transcript has 5 exons. Gene Ontology annotation, molecular function: actin monomer binding; actin filament binding.
AUGGCGCGAGCUAAUCUCUUGCUUAGUGCCGAGCUUGAACGUGCAUUUGCUGAUGCACAAAGCGGCAAUCUCCGCUUUGUAAAGGUAUUGAUUAAUGAUGAGUCCUUUGAAUUAAGUGCGGCUGGACCCGCGACAUCAGAGCCUCGGUACGACGUGGCACAGCUAGUAGCGUCAAACUUGAAUGCGGAGCAGGCAGCGUUUGUGCUGUUUUGCCCCGACACAAACGUGACAGCGUUGCGCUGGGUGCUAUUGGCCUUUGUACCCGAGAACGUGAGCGUACGCGAUCGCAUGUUAUACUCAUCGUCGCGCGAUUCGCUGAAGAAACAGCUGGGACUGAACUACUUUUCAGGCGAAUUCCACGCCACGGACUUGAGUGAAGUGACGUGGGAAAGCUUUAUCGAGGCAAGAAAGAAGCAGGCGGCAAAUGCACCACUGUCUGAGUCAGAACGGCUGCUUAAGGAGACAGCUUUGCUGGAGCGCGACACGAACGUCAAGUCCAGCGCCAUGGGCGUCGUACCGUUUGGAAUCACGCAAAAUGUACGCGACAAGCUGAGGUUGCUUCAGGAAGAGAAGUUUGAUUGGAUUGCCAUGAAACUGAGCGAAGAUAAUGAGAGAGUCGAGGUAGUUAAAAGUCUGGAAAACGUUGAGCUGAUCGAUGUGAUCUCUACACUGGACCGUCGUACACCCAGCUUCGUGGCCUAUCGUUAUCGCGGAUCUAAAGUGACAUCAGCAUUGCGUGCGUUGCGUUGGACCCGUUUUGAACACAAAUAUACUUUUGACAUGCGUAUUAAUGAUGUUGUAAAAGUUUUCAUGUAUGUGUGUCCAGAAGAUUCUCCUGUUCGUUUGAAAAUGAUUUACUCGACGUGCAAGGCGACUGUACUCUCCGUCGCCAUCGAAGAGCUCCACAUCAAGUUUGACUAUACGAUUGAGAUAGAUAAUACUGCAAGCGCUAUCGAUGACAUUCGAUCUGAAGUGGCCCCAUCACAAAAUGAAGAAGAACAAAAGCCAUGCGACCUACUAUUACAGACUCUAGCCUGA